Molecule: messenger RNA, 1092 nt
Organism: Microdochium trichocladiopsis
Lineage: Eukaryota; Fungi; Ascomycota; Sordariomycetes; Xylariales; Microdochiaceae
Exons: 2
Coding region: 138-1055 (305 amino acids)
Biological process (GO): signal transduction; inositol metabolic process
Molecular function (GO): inositol monophosphate 1-phosphatase activity
Source: RefSeq, a predicted model, not a curated record
CGGGGACCCUUUGACGUCUACGUAGUUGUGCUCCCCCCUGCUUGAAUCACACUCUACCAUCAGCACAGCUUGCCUCCUUCUCGGGCGAGACAUCAACCUCGGAAAACUUUGCGUGGUUCACAGCUUCAAACUACAAAAUGGCGGAUCUCAAUCUCGAGGAGAUCCGGGACACCUUGGUUUCGGUGGCUUUCGAAGCUGGCCGCAAAAUACUAGCAGCCAACCCGAACGACAUCUCGACAGGCACGAAGCUCAAUUCUGCGGACAUUGUCACCGAGACUGACAAGGCCGUCGAGGCCCUCGUCUCGUCUACGCUCGCCGAAGCAUACCCAGACUUUGCGUUCAUGGGCGAGGAGACCUUUGCGCCUGGCCAGAAGAUUACAGACCAGCCCACUUUUGUCGUCGACCCCAUUGACGGCACGACAAACUUUGUUCACGGGUUCCCCUCCGCCUGUGUCAGUCUUGGGCUUGCCGUCGGAAGAGUGCCGACCGUGGGGGUCGUCUACAACCCCUUCCUUGACCAGCUCUACACGGGCAUUCGCGGCCAGGGCGCCUUCCUGACGGUCGGCCGGGCCUGGGGCCUCGAGAAUGGUGCGGGCAGAGUCAGCAGGCUGCCGCUUUCGAGCAACCCAGCCGGGCUCCUGGGCCUCGACCAGAGUCUCGUGGCUAUCGAGUGGGGUAGCGACCGCAGCGGCAGCAACUACGAACUCAAGACGGCCGUCUUCAAGAAGCUGGCCGCAGCCAAGGACAACAACGGCGGUGCCAUGGUCCACUCCCUGCGCAGCAUGGGCAGCGCGGCCCUGAACAUCUGUGCCGUUGCCGCUGGCCAGCUUGACGCCUACUGGGAGGGUGGCUGUUGGGCAUGGGACGUAUGUGCCGGGUGGACGAUUUUGGUAGAGGCCGGCGGCAUCAUGGCCAGCGGCAACCCUGGGGACUGGGAUCCCGCAAUCGACAAUCGCAAGUACCUCGCCGUUCGAGGUGCCCCGAGCGGCCAGCGUGAGCUGGUGCAACAGUUCUGGGACGUCGUGGGCCAAGGGGCUAUGGAGUACGAGAGUUGAGCAUCUCACGCGGCCGGUGCACAUUUUCUACUCUCGG